Messenger RNA from Hirundo rustica (Barn swallow), 2309 nucleotides. It is a transcript of the gene PDE1C, whose product is annotated as phosphodiesterase 1C. The transcript has 19 exons. Gene Ontology annotation, molecular function: 3',5'-cyclic-nucleotide phosphodiesterase activity. The record is from RefSeq and is a predicted model, not a curated record. Bases 24 to 2309 code for a protein of 761 amino acids. Lineage: Eukaryota; Metazoa; Chordata; Aves; Passeriformes; Hirundinidae. Gene Ontology annotation, biological process: signal transduction.
CUGAAAGUACAGCUGGCAGGAUCAUGACAGACUCAAGUAGCAGAAAGGAAGCAUUUAAAAAAUGCCAGAGUGCUACAUUCAGUAUCGAUGGAUAUAACUUUAAAAUUGGGUCUAAACCACAAAACUGCUUGUGGAACACCAUUAUCGGUUGGCUGACCAGCAACGUCAAGGAAUGGCCAAAGCUGACCAUUACCAGUGACCCUAGACCUCCUGAAGAAAUUUUAGCAGAUCAACUACUGCCAGUGGACAGUCCUGAGGCAUUGGUAAAAACAUCUUUCAGGAGAAAAUAUAAGAAAACAUCACAGAGGUUGCGGUCUUUGGUAAAGCAAUUAGAGAGAGGGGAAGCUUCAGUUGUAGAUCUAAAGAAGAAUUUGGAAUAUGCAGCAACUGUUCUUGAGUCAAUAUACAUUGAUGAAACUAGGCAUUUACUGGACACAGAAGAUGAACUCAGUGAUAUCCAUUCUGACUCUGUGCCCUCAGAAGUCCGUGACUGGUUGGCUUCUACCUUCACACGGCAAAUGGGGAUGAUUCUCAAAAGGACUGAGGAAAAACCCCGGUUCAGGAGUAUUGUCCAUGCAGUGCAGGCUGGGAUAUUUGUGGAAAGAAUGUACAGGCGUACCUCAAAUAUGGUCGGCUUGAGCUACCCACCAGCUGUAAUUGGAGUGCUAAAGAAUGUAGACAAGUGGUCCUUUGAUGUAUUUGCACUAAAUGAUGCCAGUGGGGAUCAUGCACUGAAAUUUAUUUUCUAUGAACUUCUCACACGCUAUGAUCUGAUCAACCGUUUCAAGAUUCCUAUUUCUGCCUUGGUGUCUUUUGUGGAAGCUCUGGAGGUGGGCUACAGUAAACACAAAAAUCCUUAUCACAACCUAGUGCAUGCUGCAGAUGUCACACAGACAGUCCAUUACCUCCUUUUCAAGACAGGCACAGUGCACUGGCUGACAGAGCUGGAGAUCUUCGCUAUGAUUUUCGCAGCUGCCAUACAUGACUAUGAACACACUGGAACCACCAACAAUUUUCACAUCCAGACAAGGUCAGACUCAGCCAUUCUCUAUAAUGACCGGUCUGUGCUUGAAAAUCACCAUGUUAGUGCAGCGUAUCAUCUUUUGCAAGAUGAUGAAGAGAUGAAUAUUUUAUCUAAUCUCUCAAAGGAUGAUUGGAGGGAAUUUAGAGCUCUAGUCAUUGAGACGGUGUUGGCUACUGAUAUGUCCUGUCACUUCCAGCAAAUCAAAGCUAUGAAGAAUGCUUUGCAGCAACCAGAAGGAAUUGACAAGCCAAAAGCCUUAUCACUGUUAUUACAUACAGCAGAUAUCAGUCAUCCAGCCAAGACCUGGGAUCUCCAUCAUCGCUGGACCAUGUGUCUGCUAGAGGAGUUCUUCAGACAGGGUGACAAAGAAGCAGAACUAGGGCUGCCCUUCUCUCCUCUGUGUGAUCGGAAAUCUACUAUGGUUGCUCAGUCUCAAAUAGGUUUCAUUGACUUCAUUGUGGAACCCACCUUUACUGUGCUGACUGACAUGGCAGAGAAAAUUGUGACUCCGCUAAUUGAUGAAGCUUCCCACUCUGGCAUGUCUGGAUUUAGGCGUUCCAGUUUGAAUAGCAUUAGUCUCUCUGAAGUUAAAAGAUCAAGUGUUAAGACCACUGAGUCCGAAGGAAGUGCCUCACUCAACUGCUCCAUACUCACUGGGGACUUCAAAUGUUUUAAAACCACCUGGACUGAGGUGGUGCAGCAGAACAGGGAGAAAUGGAAAGCACAAGCCAGCAAAGAAGAAAAAGCUAAGAAAGAAGCAGAAGAGAAUGUUUAUCAGGGAACAGAUGAAAAGGAAGGAGAUGAACAGGAUGGGAAGCCAGGUGAAGAUGUCACAGAAGCAAAGACAGAAAACAGCAAAGAACCAAAUCAUGGAGAAAGCAAAAGUGCAGAUUCCAGUAAGAAUCCUGUCAAUGGCACUUGGCAGAGUGGUAUGAGCAAACACGAACCCUACCAAGGGAAAAACGCACCUAGGACAGAUAAGAAAAUGUAUCUUCAUCAUACUGUGGGGGAAGAGAAACAGCAUGUCCAGAAUGGUGAAUUAAAGGAAGACAACAAAUUGGACAGAAAAGAUAAGUUUAGUGUGGGGGAUGAAUCAAAGAAAACAGAUGCCAUCAAACCUCAAUUGCAAUACCUCAGGAGGCCUACUCACAACCUUGGAGAUUAUUUCCCUGCCUUACACAAGAAAUUGGAGGAACGUCCGGUGAGAGAUGCUCUUGCUGGUCAGUUUCUCUGCAUACAAGAAUACUGUAAUGCCAUGUGUAAAAAGUGUAAUCUCAAAAGGUGA